ACCUCUCAUGUCAGCAUCGGUCCCUGCACAGCAGAGGCUCGUCCAGCAGCUGGUUCAACAUCAGCUUCCCCUUCAGCCCGCAGCACCACCAGCACUGGGAAACAAGCAGCCCAACCUGCUACGUUUCCUCCUCCUCCGCCUCUAACCGGGGACCGACGACGUCCCGUCGCUCCAGUCCCGCCAACCCGGGUGGAAGCGACUCUGGACGGGAGGCUGAUCCCCAGCCAGAAGCCUUCUCCGCCGGAUAACAGGAGGAGUUCGCCAGACGUCUCCCCAUUCAGUCCCUCAAAGUUGAAAGGGCAGAGUCACACCUGGUGUGGAGCUUGGGGGGGUAAGUGGUCUCCUUUGGGCACCGUCAGUGGUCCGUACCCCCACAGGGCCGUGGCCUCGUGACUCUCAUGUUCAUCGCACAUCUUGUAUGAAAGAGAAGUCGACACAGGUUCUCCUUCAGUGUUCAGCUGUCCAGCAGCAUCUUUCGUGCUGUAACCAUUUUGGACGCCAUAAGAGAACCCCCACUUUUCAGUAGAAGACCAUCACUUCUACAACCCAGAACAGCAUUACCAAGCACACCUACACAGCAACCAGCUCCAUUCAGUAGUUUUCCAUGUCGAAGUCGGCCCAGAUGCCACUGUCCAACAUUACCGUGCCAAAGCCCUCCAUCUCCAGGGUCCCCAGCAGCAUGGAGGGCAUCAACCAUGAGCUGGAGAAAGUCUUCAUCAAAGACAAUGGAGAAAAAGAGGAGCUCAAGUCCUUGGAGGUCCCCGAUGGGCGUCGGGCACCCUUCCCUCCACAGCAGCGCAGCGGCAGCUCCCACAGCGUGGACACCCAGACUCCAUCGGCCCCUGGGCGGUCCAGCAGCUGCUCCAGUCUGUCGCCUUGUCCCUCACCAGCCUGCCCCCCAGGAUCACACGAUGGCAGCCCCUACUCCACAGAGGAUCUGCUGUACGAUCGAGAUAAGGACAGCGGAAGCAGCUCACCACUUCCAAAGUUCGCCUCCUCACCCAAACCCAACAACAGCUACAUGUUCAAGCGAGAGCCACCAGAGGGAUGUGAGAAAAUUAAAGCGUUUGAGGAGAUGAGCUCCAGGCAGUCGGCAUCGGCGUCCGUCCCCCUCUUCUCCUGCCCCGACAAAAACAAGGUCAACUUCAUCCCGACGGGCUCCGCGUUCUGCCCCGUCAAACUUCCCGGCUCCAUGCACCUCGCCCCGCCCUCGGAGGUGGAGGACGAGGAGAACGCAGAGGCUUCCUCAGAGCUCCAGGGGGCCGGCUCGUUUUACGGCAUCCCCACUCAGGUCUCCACGAGCACCAGCACAGACGACCCCCCGGAGGAGCCCAGCUCGCCCUCAGAGACUGCAGAGGCGCCGACAGACAGCCCGGCCAUCAGCUAGACUUGAGCAGAACUGACCUCUGUCUUUGGGACCGCCCCACAACUUGACUGUCCCACCAACAAACAGGUCCUCCCCGCUCCACCAAGGGAGCCUCCGUCUCUCUGUGCUGACCCCCUCCACCCGCCUUCUAUCACUGCAUGACGUAGCAACUCUGUCCCUUCAUAUCCACCGUCACAUAGACUCGCCACCUUGUCGUUCUGUCCUGAUAAUGUCUGAGCUGUUUGCAGGGAGCUGAUGGAUCUGAGGUAUGGUGUGCAGGCACCAGAGGGGAGAACGGAGCACUGUGGUUAGGGGGAGGGGCAUGCAUUUUAAACUGGUAGUUUAUUUCUGAUUAAAUUAUGUGUUGUGUUCUAUUUCAACAUUCACAGUAUGAAUAAGCUCUAAACAUAUACAUACACACACGUAUAUAUGAAUAAAUAUAUAUAUACACACACACACAUAUAUAGCUCUUUGAGAAGAAAGAAAAAUGCUUGUUUAAAAAGAAACCCAAACUGUGUAUAACUGUGUUAAGUAAGGAACAGGAUAAAGAAAACAGCUGCACUAUUCAGGAUUAUGUUUACACUAUCAGGUCACAAGUGAAACCCUGCGUCAGGCAAAGGCAACAAGAACAUAAUUUAGACAUCAACAACAACAAAAAAGACAAAAAGGGCCACAGUUGAUUGCACAGAGUCAGCAUCUGGCCUCGCUUCAGGGUGUUUCGCAAUCAGAGUUUAUUCUCAGGUAGUUUGGAAUGUAUGUCCAUACGAAAUCUCUUCGAAUUGAUCCACUCCCAUCUAGUCCCAGUUCUGUUCUCAUUCGCAGACAAAUCACCCUCUUUUUAUUCCAGAGUCCGGUGCGACACUAGACUGUAGGUAGUGGUUGCAGAGAGGAUUUGGAUUCAGACGCCUUUCUGGAACGCAGUCCGGACCACACACACUGUGACCGAUUCCAUUUACUGAGGCGUGUGUGCGUGCUGUGAUGAAAGCAUGUUGUGGGACUUGGAUCGUGUACAGGUGUUGCUGUUGAGGUGGGAUUGAGUUUCCUGAGCCUGCUGACGGUGGACCGGGCGUGGACGGGUCAAAGGACCCAACAGGAAGUCUCUGUCCUUUCCACAUGCAGAUUGGAGGUGUAGUAGUUAUACAAACAUUUCUUGUCCUUUGAAGGAUAGUUUGGAAUCAUUCUUAGCUCUUUUUCAGAAUAAGUUUACUUCUGUUCGCAGUUUAUGUAGGACCAGCCUGACCAACGUCGACCAGUUGCACUUGAGAAUUUCUUGGCGUUGGAUUAAUAAAUAAGCCAACCAGAUACACACAGAGCAGCAUCCCCCUCUAGUGGUCUGUGAAUGAAAAUGUAUUUUUGAGACAAAGGGUCCAGUUAUACAGUAUAUACUAAUAUCUUCUUUCCUUGACCAUUUUUUCUAAUCUUAUUUUAUUAUAAAAUGACAAUCCUACAUGAUUAUUUUAAAUGAAGACAACUGGACAAUGA
Molecule: messenger RNA, 2848 nt
Organism: Austrofundulus limnaeus
Lineage: Eukaryota; Metazoa; Chordata; Actinopteri; Cyprinodontiformes; Rivulidae
Gene: glcci1a
Product: glucocorticoid induced 1a
Exons: 7
Coding region: 605-1387 (260 amino acids)
Biological process (GO): podocyte development
Cellular component (GO): cytoplasm
Source: RefSeq, a predicted model, not a curated record